CAAACGGUCGUCCUGUCCCGGGCUCAUCCUCCUCGCUCCGCAGUUCCCAGAAAGGCUACGGUCUCUGUGGCUGGGGCUCGGACGAAAGUCGAGUCCCAGGAGCCCCGAGAGCGGCAGUGCUGGGAGGCCCGGCCUGCUCGAACGCAGGCGUCCUCCGGCUAUCAAUGCUUGUUUGCUACUAAUGGGUAUAAGCAAGUUAGAUAUUAUAUAUCGGAGACUUCUCUUCACAAAACUUUUUAUCAGAGGAUGGGGAAGGCCAGAAGAUCUCAAAAGACUCUUUGAAUUCAGAAAGGUGAUUGGAAAUCGAGAAAGAUGCCAGAAUCUGGUUUCAAGGGAUUAUCCCGUAUACGUUGAUAAGAUUGAAGAGCAGUCAGACUGUAAGAUCCUAGAUGGACACUUUGUUUCCCCCAUGGCCCAUUAUGUGCCUGAUAUCAUGCCAAUUGAAUCUGUUAUUGCAAGGUAAGAAUUUUUGUCCAGAAAUAUUUUGUUUUAUGAGGCUAGAAGGUCCAGCUUAAAAAACGUGUCUGACCUUUUUGUGAUGGGAGGAGCUCUUGUCUUAGAAUCUGCAGCUCUCUUGCACUGGCUAGAGAGGGAGGGUUAUGGACCUCUAGGAAUGACUGGAAUAUCCAUGGGAGGACACAUGGCUUCCUUAGCAGUAUCCAACUGGCCUAAGCCCAUGCCAUUGAUUCCAUGUCUCUCUUGGUCCACCGCAUCUGGGGUCUUCACUACGGGUGUAUUGAGUAAAUCAAUUAAUUGGAGGGAGCUGGAAAAGCAAUAUUAUACCCAGACAGUUUAUGAAGAAGAAAUUAUUCACAUGCUUGAAUACUGUGGAGCAGAUUCUUUCAAAAUGGGACGAGAGUUCGUGAAACGCUUCCCUAGCAGUGCAGACAAGCUAACUAACCUUAAUCUGGUUUCUAGAACUUUAAAUUUAGAUGACCAAGUUGUGUCCCAAAAACCUGCUGGGUGCCAUAAUUCUAGUAAAACAUCUAUCAGUGCCACAUCAGAAAGACUUUUAUUACAAGAUGCCUCUAAGAAGGAGUGCUUCAAUCAAACACUUUCAACCAACAAAAGUAGUUAUACAAGUUGCAGCUCUCAGUCAUACCACCUACUCAGUAAAGAACAAAGAAGAAAUAAUCUUCAGAAAGAAUCUUUAAUAUUUAUGAAAGGAGUCAUGGAUGAAUGUACUCAUGUAGCAAAUUUCUCAGUUCCAGUUGACCCAAGCCUCAUUAUAGUGGUUCAAGCCAAAGAAGAUGCCUAUAUUCCACGAACAGGAGUUCGAAGUCUACAAGAAAUUUGGCCUGGUUGUGAAAUCCGAUAUCUAGAAGGGGGUCAUAUUAGCGCUUAUCUUUUUAAGCAAGGACUCUUCAGACAAGCCAUCUAUGAUGCAUUUGAACGCUUCCUCCACAAAUACGCUAACUAAUUGGAUCACUUCAUGUAACCAGUACAGCCAUCAUGUUUCUUACAAAAGGAAUUUUCAUCCUAUGUUAAUGUGAAGAACAAGCAGACCGCAUAUAUAUCUAAUUGCUAUCAAUUUAAUCUGGAAUUCAGUGUUACAGAUCCAUCAGCUAUAAACUCUGAAUACAUCUGAAUAAUUUUAAAAUAAUAUUUCAAUUGAAUAAUGUUAAAGUAUUUUUAUUAUUGUUUAUUGGAAUCCCAUAUACUCAAUAUCUAGUCUGUUGCUAUUUAUGAAAACUUUAAAUUUUUAAUUAUGAAUAAUUCAUUAAUUUUAAAUAAAUUUAUUCAUAAAAACCUUAUUGGUUUUUAAUAGAAUUGCUAAAUCAAACUAAGAUUGUAAUAUAUCAGCCUGUACUGUGUACCCUUAUCAUGACAUUUUGCUACUGAUUUGAGAAACAUGUUUCUUUCUUUUUUGAAUAUCUGGUGAAUUUAUAAUCCAGUUUUCAACUUUA
Messenger RNA from Propithecus coquereli (Coquerel's sifaka), 1907 nucleotides. RefSeq names its product chromosome unknown open reading frame, human C4orf29 (gene ABHD18). The transcript is spliced from 10 exons. NCBI's taxonomy places the organism in Eukaryota, Metazoa, Chordata, Mammalia, Primates, Indriidae. The record is from RefSeq and is a predicted model, not a curated record.